AAAGACAUGACUGAUGUUUCACUCAUGAGAAAACACGGCGUUGUUGGAGCUGUCGACGUCCUCACAUACUCAGUUAAUCAUCUGCCCACGCCAGGAUGCACCGCUCCGCUCUGCAAAAUCAGAGAAAUGUUUCCGCCUGUUUGUCAUCAGCGCUUUCCUGACUGGUCUGUGUAGACGCCGGAGCGCCGCCGCCGCUUGUUUUUCAAGUUUUGCUCGUCGCUUCCGUCUUUUGACAGUGCGAUAUUUAAGGUGUGAUUUUUUUUUUUCUCAUCCCGAGAAGCGCCCGGUGAUCAUUUUGUGGCCACACGCAGUAAUGCGAGCAGCGGGGCUGGAGGCUGGCGGAGACCGGGACUGAGCGGCGGAGAUCUUACAGACACUGUGCGCGUCUUUCUUGGACACAUCUCGGAGACAACUGUGGUUCGGCUUUCUGUAGCCUGCGCUCUUCUUCUUGGCAUUGCGAUGUCCUCAAGAAAGACAUCGUUGACGGAGAAGCAGGCUAAAAACGGAACGUCAAAAUAUGUGUUGGAGAGAUGCGCUUCUAUUAACGAGUAUUAUGAUAUUGCCUUCAAGGUGAUGCUGCUUGGAGACUCAUCCGUGGGGAAGACAUGCGUCUUGGUGCGGUUUAAAGAUGGGGCAUUUCUGGGAGGCAACUUUAUAGCCACCGUUGGAAUAGACUUUAGGAAUAAAGUGGUGGAUGUCGACAACCUGAAAGUCAAGCUCCAGAUCUGGGAUACAGCUGGCCAAGAGAGAUUCCGCAGCGUAACGCACGCCUACUACAGAGAUGCCCAGGCGUUACUUCUGAUAUAUGAUAUCACCAGCAAGCAGUCAUUUGACAAUAUCAGGGCCUGGCUGAGUGAGGUACACGAGUAUGCCCAGAAGGAUGUGGUCAUCAUGUUGCUCGGCAACAAGUCAGACAUGGCUGCAGAGAGGGCAGUGAAGAUGGAGGACGGAGAGAAGCUGGCGAAGGAAUAUGGUGUGCCAUUUAUGGAGACCAGUGCGAAAACAGGAGUCAAUGUGGACCUGGCCUUUCUCGCUAUAGCAAAGGAGCUGAAACACAGAGCGACACAGCAGCCCAAUGAGCCCAAGUUCCAGAUACACGACUACGUCGAGUCUCAGAAGCACAAGUCUGGCUGCUGUGUCCUCGGGUAGCUGAUCCCGAUCACCAGGCAGAGAGAGACACGCAGGCAGAGAGAGUGAGAGAGAGAGGUACAGAUGUCUGCCCUCUUAACAAAAGCCAAUCGCAGCACCAAACCUGAGAAGCAGACGUCUUCUCCACUGGGCUUUUAACUGAAUGGAAGUGAAUCUGGAUUGGCCGCCAUCCCUUAUCUGAAAUGUGAAUUUAACUCUCCUUUAUGUCAUGCGUAGAAAUGUUUGUGGUCAUUGUGGUGACAGUGAAACUACAAGUCAGGAGUCUGAAAUGCUAUAUCCACCUGCAGGGACAAAAAGAAAAUUUUGUUCUGCAAACUCAUUUUUUAUUUGGGCUGACAGAUUGCACUUAACUAGUUCACUAACUACACUCUCGAAUUGAUCUUGAAGUUCUCUCCCAGCAUAUUUAGAAAAUGCACCUGAGGAGUGCGGGGAGGCGUGACCUUGUGUCGGUUGGGGAGUGUUAGUAAACAGCCAUGCUUGGGGUCAACAUACAUAAUAGAACUCAAAUCCAAACACAUACAAGCUAACUCUGAGCAGAAAAAGCAGUAUUUAACACAUAAUGUGUUUCGCCAGGAAAUAAAAUAUAAACAUCAAAUGCCAACAAGAAUCUAUGUGUUGAGUGUACAGUGCAUACAAAACAACUGAGGUGGAGAUCCUCUUUAAUUAAGGUAGGACCCUGCUUGACCUCAUGUUUAUAAAUGAAAUUGUUUUUGGUUGCUGUAACUUGAAGUGUUGCUGUUAAACUGAGCUUCAGUAAGGUAACCCUGUUCUCAGAACUGUCCGAACUUUUUCAUCCAUCUGGAGUUUGCAGGCCUGACUCUGGAUGCACGACAGCUUUGUGUGAAAAUCAAUGCGACUGUUGUUAUGUGGAUAUAGCAUUUUUGCCAUGAAGCUCUUAGUUUGUUUUCAUCUCAGUUUUAUUGAACUGAAUCCCUUUUGAGAAGUGGACGUCAGUCUCACAGUCAGAUUGUAGCUCAAAUGAUCCCGUCUGUUCACAUCUGUACUUCUGUUAGAUAGAAUAAAGCCAACGUUUUGAGGGCGCUCGCCCACUGUGUGUUUGUCUGUACAUUCAAUUCGGGGCCAGUGAAACUUACUUACAUUACAUUCAAAGUACUGUACAUGUAACUGCUGGAGGAUCAUCCCACUGUUGCACCAGGUUACAUACAGAGAGAUUAUUGUCAUUCUUUUUCUUUUUGGGUUUCCUCAGCAUGCUAUUUGCCCUUUACCCAUCGCACACAGAGAUGCACAUGGUGGUCCCAAACAUUGGUGUGUCUUUUAACAAUGGAUGUUGUUGUGUAGACUGUACCGAAGCUGUAUUUGUUCGCGCACCGCAUCUUUGUACAAUGUUAUGAAUGUUUGCUCGAUGUCACAUUUGUCCCUCUUCUGAGGCGUCACGGUGAUCACAAAGUGCCAUGAAAAAGUGCUUUGUUAUCAUAUAAUAUAUAUAAAAAAGUAUAUUUUGUAAUGUA
This is a messenger RNA of Micropterus dolomieu (smallmouth bass), 2618 nucleotides long. Its product is annotated as ras-related protein Rab-37-like. The record is from RefSeq and is a predicted model, not a curated record. Bases 460 to 1149 code for a protein of 229 amino acids. Gene Ontology annotation, cellular component: endosome; Golgi apparatus. The transcript has 9 exons. Gene Ontology annotation, molecular function: GTP binding; GTPase activity. NCBI's taxonomy places the organism in Eukaryota, Metazoa, Chordata, Actinopteri, Centrarchiformes, Centrarchidae.